Molecule: messenger RNA, 1161 nt
Organism: Glycine soja
Lineage: Eukaryota; Viridiplantae; Streptophyta; Magnoliopsida; Fabales; Fabaceae
Exons: 3
Coding region: 147-965 (272 amino acids)
Source: RefSeq, a predicted model, not a curated record
GUUGUAAGAAGAGCAUAUAUUUUGUUAUCUCUUCUUCCACAAACUUUCGGAGUUUUCUUUCGUUAAUUAAUAAAAUCUUUGCUUAAUUAAUUUGUCCUUCCUGGAGGGGCAAUUAAUUAAUUAAUCUCUGGUGAGUAUUUAUAAAUAUGGAGAGCCUGGAAGAAAGAGUGUUUAUGUUCAUGGAUGAACAAUAUUAUUUUUCCAAUUCCAAUGAAUCAGAGCUGCAUAUGCAUCAUCAUCCCUCUGUGUCUGUGGAGAACAUAUCGUGGGAAAACAACACCGACUUCGAUGACUCACCCGAGAGAACUUUGUAUUGGGAAUCUCAGAUCGCACUGCUUCAGGAAAUUUUAGAGCGAUACCAUUUAAGUGGAUCAAAAUUGAGACGAGAGGUUGGUCGAAUCAUAAAAGAGGUGAAAGCUUCGGAUUUUUGCAGCUGUUUGAAGGCUAACUCUUGGGAUUGCACCACCUGUUUGAGAAGACGAGUGGUUGAUGGGCUCUGCCGAAGAGGAUUCAGUACCAACCUUUGCAUUUCAAAAUGGGAAACCACAAAAAAGUUUCCAGGAGGCUGUCACGAGUAUAUUGAGGUGAUUGCAAACACAUCAACAAGGAAGAAGAUUCAUUUUCUGGUGGAAUUGGAAUUGAAGGAGCAGUUUCAGAUUGCAAAAGCAAGUGAAAAUUACCAGAAUCUAGAGUCCUGUUUGCCAGAAUUUUAUAUUGGAAAACCGGAAUACUUAACUGCCAUUGUUCGAGUUAUGUGCAAUGCUGCAAAGAAAUCAAUGAAGGAAAAGAAAAUGCACGUGGGUCCGUGGAGGAAGAGCAGCUUCAUGCAAAUGAAGUGGUCAGGAUUCAAUCAAAUAUGCAAUUCUAAUAAAUCCUUGGGUUCAGUUACAACAUAUUCCCAUGCACAAACAAAUCAGUCUUACCUCAGAAUUUCAGGAGCUCCUACACCUGUGCUAGUCACCUGAAAAUGAGAAGAAGAAAAAUUCAAUUCCAACACUAAAUUUUGAACUUAGGCCUAUUUAGUAGUAGGAGUUGAUGCCCAAGUGGAGCAAUAUAUUAGAAUUCGCAAUUCAUUGUCCUUUACUUUAGCUCCAAGAUUAUGAUGUAAUAUAUUCGCCUAGCAAUAGAAUAUAUCAUAUAUUGUUUGCAGUAACUUUUAAA